AUGAACAAGAGACCGAAAACAUCUUCUGGGGAGCGAGUUCACUUGAGUUCCUCUAUGGACAUGUCUUCUGCAUCACAGCUAGAACAAUCGAAACCCUUAAUGGAGGCAGAUGUUCAGUUCGAUUCUUGGGCAGAAAAAGCAAUGCGCAAUUUCAUCUUUGAAGUUGGACUUGGGCCUCGUUUUGUCUACUUGACAUCUUUCAAGGAGAUGCUUCAAACUGUUCACAAUAGGGAUGUUGAAAUUCCUACGUAUGAAUCCAUGCUACGGGAGGAACUAAAAGAAACUCAGCACCGGGCAAUGCAACUCAAGCAAGAAUGGAAAAAAAGUGGUUGCAGUAUUAUUAUGGAUAGUUGGAAGAGCCGAUGUGGUACAAAAAGCUUCAUAAGUGUUUUGGUGCAUUGCAGCAAAGGUAUGUAUUUCCUCAGGUCGAUCGAUGUCUCUGGAAUUCUCGAGGACAUGGAUGAGCUAGCUUCAGUGUUUUCUCGUGUGGUUGAUGAUGUUGGUGCCUGCAACAUAGUUCAAGUUAUCAGAAAUGAUGCGUCACCACAUAUGCGAAUGGCAUGGCAUUAUGUGCAAAAGGAACAUGACCAUUCAUUCUUCGUCCCACCGUGUGCUGACUUUUGCAUCAACCUUCUGCUUGAGAAAAUUGCAGCAUUUGAUCACGUCAGUGAGGUUCUAAGGAAGGCAAAGGAAAUAACAAGGUUUAUAUAUGGCAAUGUGCUGGCAUAUGAACUGGUAGGGCGGUAUAUUGAUGACGGUGAGAUCCUGAGCAAUUCUUGUUUGAAAUCUGUUGCAGAGUUCAUCACAUUAGAUAGGUUAGUUUCUGUGAAAGAAAAUCUAGUUGAGAUGUUUAGCUCACCUGAAUGGGUUUCCUCUGAUCGGUCUACUAGAAUGUUUAACCCACUUGAUUGGAUUUCCUCUGGUUUCUCUACUACUACAAGUUUGUUCAGGCAUAUCUGUGGCAUAGUAAAGACAGAUGGUGCAUUUUGGUGUGCUGCUGCUGAUGUUUUGAAGAUUACAAAACCAUUUAUUGAUGUGUUGCUUAAACUAGAAUCUGAGGACUGUCCAAUGGGUAUCUUGUAUGACACCAUGGCAAGUGCAAAAGACAUAAUGCACAAUCUUGGAGAUAAAUAUGGUGAUAUUUUGCAUUGGGUUGACGAGAUAUGGUAUGGUUACUUGCAUUCCCCACUCCAUGCUGCUGGUCAUAUGCUAAACCCAAGGGUCUUUUACAAAGAUCCUUCCUGUGAUGAUCCUGAGCUCAGCGGUCGUAUUGAGGCCUGCACAACCGCAAUUGCAAAAGGCCAUUAUGAUCCAGGGAGACUGAAAGCACAAAUUGAAGUAUAUAAAGGAAGAUCAGGUUCUUUUGGUUCAGAUUCAGCAAUUCAGCAAAUAGUGGAGACACCACAAGUUACAGUUGUUUGGUGGUCGGCGCAUGGGACAGACACGCCUGAGCUGCAGAGCUUCGCCACUCGGGUCUUACGCCAAACAUGCUUUGGCGCUAAAAGAUACAACAUCAGCAGGCAGGUAUUGGAGGAGGCGCAUGAGACGAGGGGAGCUGAUCUCGAAGAGCUGUACCGUGGGCUGGAGUACGCCCACCACAACAGGCGUUUUGCCAGCGCUGCACCACUCAUAGGCGGUCUUUCGGGGGAUCAGUGUGGUAAACCUGGCAGGAAGCUGGGGAGCGACUGGUUCCUGUAUCCGCGGCACCGACAGCAUAUCGUAAUCGGAUCAUCGAACACAUAG
Messenger RNA from Triticum turgidum subsp. durum (durum wheat), 1743 nucleotides. Lineage: Eukaryota; Viridiplantae; Streptophyta; Magnoliopsida; Poales; Poaceae. The record is from the annotation of a GenBank genome assembly.